AUGAACUCGACCUCCCGCCACUGCGACACCGGCGUCCUGCGCGUCAGCCGCCAGAUCUUCGCCGAAGUCCAGCCCCUCGUCCAGCGCGCCGCGAAGAACCGCACGUUCAUGCUCUGCAACAUCAAUCUCUGCCUGGACAAUUUCUUUCGGGCGCUCAACCCGGAAAACUGGAAACGGGUCAAGCACCUCCAGGUGGACCUGUUCGUGGGCUGGGCCAGCGACAACCACGACGGCGACGACUGGUUUCUGUGCCAGAUGCACCGAUGGGCGCGGCGGUACGUGGCGGGCGCGUUGAGCAAGUAUGAUCAAGGGCGCGAGGUGACGAUCCAGCCGGCCGACGAGGCGAAGGAGGACGGCCAGGGGAGACGGACGCUUACUGUUGACGUCUACCUAAAGUAG
Messenger RNA from Cladophialophora yegresii CBS 114405, 399 nucleotides. RefSeq lists its product as uncharacterized. The coding region runs from base 1 to 399 and encodes 132 amino acids. The record is from RefSeq and is a predicted model, not a curated record. Lineage: Eukaryota; Fungi; Ascomycota; Eurotiomycetes; Chaetothyriales; Herpotrichiellaceae. The transcript has a single exon.